AUGACGACUCUCUUGCUAGGUGGUCGAGGCAAGACCUCCCGCCGAAUCGCCUCUCUGCUGCAUGCCGCCAACGCCCCUUUCCUGGUCGCCUCGCGCUCCGUGGACCUCAACUAUCCGCACAAGCAGGUGCAUUUCGACUGGCUGGACGAGAAAAGUUACGAGACUCCGUUUAGUCAUGUCGCAGCCGACGGGAUGCAGCCGAUCUCAACGGUGUACCUAGUGCCACCGCCGGUGUUCGAUCUUGCGCCGCCGAUGCUCCGAUUCAUCGAUUUUGCGCGUCCCCGGGGAGUCCGGCGGUUCGUGCUGCUCAGUGCAAGCACAAUAGACCUAGGUGGUCCUGCGAUGGGUCAGAUGCAUGAGUAUCUAGCCAAGCUGCUCGAUAUUGAGUAUGCGGUACUCAGACCAACGUGGUUCAUGGAAAACUUUUCUGCUCCCCAGGAGUAUCAAUAUCUGGCCAUCAAGAACGACAACAAAUUGUAUUCUGCGACGGGGAAUGGCAAGAUUCCAUUCGUCUCAGCCAAUGACAUUGCUCGAGUCGCCUUCAAGGCCCUGACGGAUCGAAUUCCGCAUAACACAGAUCAUAUCAUUCUCGGAUCUAAAGUUCUCACUUAUGAUCAGGUGGCAAUGAUUCUUUCGUCUCAUCUGGGGAGAGAGAUCUCGCACACGGAUCUUUCCGAGGCCGAACUCGCCAAACGGCUCGAAUCAACUGGAAUGCCCCCAGAAGAUGCGAUGAUGCUAGCGGGUAUGGACACCAUGAUUAAGGGUGGUGCGGAGGACCGAUUGAAUGAUGUAGUCCGCGAGGUGACGGGCGUCGGUCCGAGGACUUUUGAGAAUUUUGUGGCGAAAAACAAAGAAUGCUGGCUGUGA
This is a messenger RNA of Penicillium expansum, 867 nucleotides long. RefSeq names its product festuclavine dehydrogenase easG (gene fgaFS). The coding region runs from base 1 to 867 and encodes 288 amino acids. The record is from RefSeq and is a predicted model, not a curated record. Lineage: Eukaryota; Fungi; Ascomycota; Eurotiomycetes; Eurotiales; Aspergillaceae. The transcript is spliced from 3 exons.